Phragmites australis (common reed) is the source of this 1422-nucleotide messenger RNA. Its product is annotated as FHA domain-containing protein FHA2-like. NCBI's taxonomy places the organism in Eukaryota, Viridiplantae, Streptophyta, Magnoliopsida, Poales, Poaceae. Gene Ontology annotation, biological process: regulation of ribosomal protein gene transcription by RNA polymerase II. The transcript has 3 exons. Bases 69 to 998 code for a protein of 309 amino acids. The record is from RefSeq and is a predicted model, not a curated record. Gene Ontology annotation, molecular function: sequence-specific DNA binding; protein binding. Gene Ontology annotation, cellular component: nucleus.
AAUCAAACGGUCCAAACUCCAAAAUCCAAACCCACAAUCCGCCCGCAACCCCUCGUCCUCGGACCCAUAUGGGGAACGCGCGGCGGCGGGCCUCGCCGGCGUCGGACCUGGAGGUGGGCUUCGCGAAGCUGCAGGGCGAGGGCUUCGAGUACUACAUGCAGACCUACUCCAUCAUCCUCGGUCGCCACAGCCGCCGCAAGGACCCCACCGCCCCGCCGCCGGAGGACGACGGCGUGGACGUGGACCUCGGCGCCCUCGGCGGCGGCAUGAACGUCUCCCGCCGCCACGCGCGCAUCUUCUACGACUUCGCGCGCCGCCGCUUCGCGCUCGAGGUGCUCGGCAAGAACGGCUGCCUCGUCGAGGGCGUGCACCACGUGCCCGGGGGCACGCCCGUGAAGCUCGACUCCCAGGACCUCCUUCAGAUGGGGGACGCGCAGUUCUACUUCCUCCUCCCCUCUCGCUCCGUCUUUGAUGACGGUACCGCGCGCUGCGCCACCGUUUCUCGCGCGGUGCUCCCGCCGCCUCCUUCUGAUGACGACGACGAGGGUGAGGAGGAGGCGGAAGACGGUGCGGAUGAACAAGAAGAGGCCGUUGUGUCGGCCAAGCGUUCGAGGAACGGGAACAGCGCUAGAAGGUCAGAUGCAGCAGGAUCAAAAGCUUACAGGGAAGCAGAUAAUCAACUAUUGCUGCAGUUGGAAGAGAAAGAUGUCAUCUCAUCAGCUGCUACUGUAUUAUCUGAUCUCUGUGGACCUCAAGAAUGGGUUUCUGUGAACAAUCUUCAUGAAGUGAUGUUUGAGAAGUAUGGCAAUAUAUGGCACCACAGCAGGGUGCGAAAAUAUUUGACAUCAGAUGACUUGCCUGAGAGCGAAACUGAUGGUAGGCCAUGGCAUGGACUUUCAUUGCUACUAAGAAAGUAUCCUGAGCACUUUGUGAUCAACAUCAGGAAAGCAGGGGGUCAGAGCGCUGAGUUCGUCUCUUUGGUUUCACUGCAACCUUGAGAAGUUCCCAAACAUUUCUCCAAGGGUGUUGUACAGCUUGGAGUAUCCUUUUCGCUACUUUUGUAAACAGUAAAUUUAGAUAUAGAGUAGAAAGGGAUUUGUCUGUAGGUUCUGUUUUCCAUUUCGUUCAUGUUUUUAGUAGAUAACUCCAUUUGGAGAAAAAUCCACCUUUGCACAUUGGCAAAACGCAGAGCUUGGAGUCUGGCCUGGUGGUCCUGGCUGAGAUCGAGGGUGUUUUGCUGCUUUGGCACCCAAGUUGUUGUUGGAGUGCCUUAUGGCUAUCCAAAGCUGUUUACUUUCUGCAUUUUGAUUUGCCAAGCAUUCUGAACUUAUGCAGUUGACCUAUAUUCGACGUAAGCACUAAGUCUGUUUAUGUUCAGAUUGUGGAAAAGUAAUUUGAAUGGUGAAGAUAUUGUUAUAUUUU